AUGAGUGAUAAAAAGCAAGGAGGGACAUCUCAGUCGAAUAAAAAUGCUUCGAGCGAAACGUCGUCAUCAUCAGCAACCACAUUCUCGUCUCCGUACAGACUUCGAGAUCAUUCAAGAAUGCCAUCCAGAUAUAAGGAUUACAUUAACACCACUCAACAUCUUGAACAGAAGCCGUCACCGAGUAAAAUUCAUAAACGAACUCGUCCAGUGAACUCUCCCACGAAACGACCUGCAUCAAGCAGUGCACAGCAAGCAACAGCAACAACAAAUUCGAAUGCGAAGAAAUCCUCAACAUCCCAUCAAGUUCUGCAAAUGGAUGCCGAUAACGACGACGAUAACAGUGCCGAUAACGAUGCCAGACAACGCAGUUCAACCUCAGCGAAUAAUUCGAAACGAAUUUCCUUCAUAAAAAUCCAUCAUUCGCCAUCCGCAACACAACCACAAUCACGGCGAACCAAUAAUUCCCUGUCGGCUGCAAGUUCAGCGCAAGAGAGACUUGCAAGUGCUUCGCCAUCACUAACAACAGCAGCCAUAUCGUCACAAAGACGUAUCACACGUAAUCGUCCUCCUCAAGCUGACCUAACAGAUUCAUUGAAAGAAAAUUUGUGUCGACUUAAAAAUGUUUUGAAAUUACCAAAGGCACGUCGUUGGGUAUACUGUGAAUUUUUUUACUCAGGCGUUGACAGGCAGUUGUUCUUAGGUGAUAAUGAGUUUAUGGAAUUGUUGAACGAGUCAUUUCCGAACCUGAAGUGUUUCAUGUUACGUAAACCUGAGUGGAGAACCAUCCGACGUCUGAUCGGUAAACCGCGACGUUGUUCGCAGUCGUUUCUGAACGAGGAAAGAGCUGCGCUCGAAGCAAAAAGGCAAAAAAUACGUGAAAUCUAUGAAGGCAGUGUAGUGUCAUUAUUACCUCAUUCAAUGGAUUUGCCACUGAAGUUACCGAGACCGUUGAUUGUCGGUGCGAAGAUCUAUGCGAGAGUAAGGCAGCCGAAAGACGGAAUCUAUGCGGGUACGAUAGAUGCAGUCUUGCCGGAUUCUUACCGAGUGGUGUUCGAUAAAGAGGAAAUGAUACCGCCGAUGAUUAUUAAACAUUCCGAAGUUAUGUCUGAGCAAAAGGACGAAUUGUUGACGUUGACGUAUUUUUUGGAACAAAAUCGUGCCGCAAUGCCAACGCAAUUAAUGAAAAUGGGUAAUGCAAGCAUCCAGAAUUACCUUUCGUCAUCUCCGUCGAAUGUAAAUGUCGAUUCGUCGUACGUCAAAACCGAUCCAUUCAUGACUGGCACACAACGCUUCGGUGCUGCUCGAAGAUUACCGAUUAGUAUACGCGAUGAGAAAGUUGGUAAUUUCCCAGUUCGUAUGUUGGUGAUAUUGGUGAAAUUAGCGAAAUUAAUCGAAACAAAACGUACGUUAAUCAGGCAGUUGGCUGAUUUGAAUAGAGAAGCUGAGAAAAUGAAUCUUCUCACAAAUUCAUAUCCUUACGCAUUUCAGGAGAGAUAUGCGCAGUUAGUGGUUGAUAUAGAGACGUUAAACAAGCAAAUGCAAUCCUAUCUGAAUGCCGUGAACGAGUAUAAUACACAGUUGUUACCACAACUCACUGAGGUUCCACUCGUAAUCCGACCAGAUGCACUACGUAAACUGUGUCAGACGCACGCAGUACAAAUAGUGAAGCAUUGUAACAAUGGUUUAAAUGUUCAUAAUAAGCGAAUUCUUAAUUUGAUCACUUCGCUCACCGCUCUCCUCCUUCAAGUUCGUUCGUUGGGUCAGCAGCGCUCAACAGCUCUUGAUUUGAGUACGUUAUCAGACUCGAUACUUGAUCUGCGCAAACAAAUAUGCAGUUCGAAUAUCGCUUCUUUUCAGGAUAAUAUUGAGGUUCAUAUGAAACAUAUUCAUAAUAUGAUGCUUAAUAAUGGUGCUUUUUGA
Messenger RNA from Anisakis simplex (herring worm), 1920 nucleotides. Lineage: Eukaryota; Metazoa; Nematoda; Chromadorea; Rhabditida; Anisakidae. The record is from the annotation of a GenBank genome assembly.